AUGGCCUCAAGGUUGCCUGGUGACAUUAUCUACCUCAUCGUGGAGAUCCUGGGAGAAGAGAGGGACUUCAACAGCCUGUUCCAGUGUGCUGUGUCUGCGAAAUGUUUUACUGAGCAAGCUGUCACCACUAUAUAUAAAUCACACGAGCUCUCGCCUGUCAGAGGCGGCGGGACUGAACUUGGCAUCCUGGACUCGACACAUACUCGACGAAAAUGGGCCACUAUGUGGCGCUCUAUUGUGCUUUCUGCUCUUGAUCAAACCUAUCUUCCGUACUACAGUUACAUCCGGUAUUUGGAUCUUAACGAUUUAUCGAAUCUCCUCAGCCAUAGCUCGUUCACUGGGAAGAUCAAAGACGACUUCUUUACUCCCGAACUUCGGGAUCUUGUGUCUCACGGUUAUGAGCUCAAGGGAAAUAAGCGUCUUCGCUCACUGCGGACACUGCCUGACAAUGAUUGGAUCUUAUCCAAGAUCGGUGCUGAACUCCCUCGAUACGCGGAAUGUCCUGCGACAAAUCUGACUAUCUGGUCUGGAGUUUCCCUAACUGACCAUGCCGGUGACAAAAUCCGAACCCACUGCCCCGAUUUCAGGCAAAUCACGAUAUAUCGAUGGAUCGACGAACAAGGCCGAAAUUCGGAGACUGAUGCUGAGGAGUUUCUCCACGGACUCCAGCCUGACAGUCUUGAGUAUUUCGAGAUGCUGAGCUCUUGUCAGUUAGGGCCACGUUCGAUAAGAGCCAUCGGCACGCAGUUGAAAUCACUAAAAGAGCUGAAAUUGACAAGCCUUGGGAUUGAAGCAAUUGCAGAGUUGCCUUCAUUAACAGCGCCGCCAGUGCUGGGGGUGCUUGUACUGACCGAUUCAAUACCAGCAGCGCGGAACGAAGACUUUUAUUCCACAGUCAGUCGAGUUGCCGAUUGGAUUGGUACCUGCAAGGCACUGCGACACCUGGAGCUUAGAAGAUUUGUCGAUGACACGUUUCUACUGGCACGUGUCCUGGUUGCCGAGGAUAUUAAGCUGCUGAGUUUGUCUCUGACUGGGUACACAAUGGUUGGCUCCCGUCACUUCCACAGAGCUUUGGCGUCUCAAGAUUCUCUGCAACGUCUCAGUCUCCGAGGUGAAGGGUCCGAGAUCCCCGAAGAUAAUGAGUUGCUUGUCCAAGCCAUUUGCCAGCUACACAAUCUGCAUGAACUCGAGCUCAAGGAUAUUUCCGAUUAUUUCACACCAGAUCAUCUUAUGUCACUCACACCAUAUCUUCCCCAUUUGGAGAAAUUGUGGAUCGGAGGUGAUCUCUUCAAUGAUGACGUAUGGAAUGCAUUUUUAUGCCUUCCAAAGCUACGAAGUCUGGCCAUCCAUGCGCUCAGCGAGUUCACGGCUCAGGGUAUACUCGAUUUCAUCGCGCAAUUGGGGCCCGGUAACACAGGGAUGAGUCUCACGAUUUUGAACUCAAUAACAAGUCUCACAGAGGAAGCACAGAGCUUGAUUCGCGAUAUUUUGAAACACAAUCUUGAUGGGACCUUUGACUUCGGUCUUGCACAGGGUGAGCGCCAGAUCUCAGCCUGA
Aspergillus fischeri NRRL 181 is the source of this 1557-nucleotide messenger RNA. RefSeq lists its product as uncharacterized. The transcript is spliced from 6 exons. The record is from RefSeq and is a predicted model, not a curated record. Bases 1 to 1557 code for a protein of 518 amino acids. Lineage: Eukaryota; Fungi; Ascomycota; Eurotiomycetes; Eurotiales; Aspergillaceae.